This is a messenger RNA of Exophiala xenobiotica, 1399 nucleotides long. RefSeq lists its product as uncharacterized. The record is from RefSeq and is a predicted model, not a curated record. Bases 73 to 1092 code for a protein of 339 amino acids. Lineage: Eukaryota; Fungi; Ascomycota; Eurotiomycetes; Chaetothyriales; Herpotrichiellaceae. The transcript has a single exon.
AAAGAAUCUCCAUGACUCUGCCAUGAUGCGAAAACACUCUACGGAACUGAUCUCUGCCAGUAUAAUAUCAUCAUGGACGUCUUGAUCGAGGACAAGGAUCUCCUUUUCCCCCAAGUCUUCUCUCAUCUCGAUGCCGUCCAGGCGCAACCGGGGACAGUCUUACUGGACGAAGAAUUGCUGAGGCGAGCGGAACGAUCUCUGGAUGCCUCGACGCCAAACAGCCUCUUAUGGCAGCUUCUCGCCAGAGGAGAAAAACUUCUCCAAGAUCUGCAGCAGGAACCCAGGCCUCUCACGCGACUGCUUGAACGCAAUGUCUCGCUGUUGCCGUUUGAUGAAUUGAAAACCACCAUUUCUACCGCAAAGCUUGAGGAAGGCUUGACAUCUCCGUCCAUAUCUAUUCAACUCCUCUGUUUAGCAUAUCUGCGAAGGGCUGCAGACUCACCUAGUGGCGCCUCAUUUGUCGCAGCAAGCUCAAGCUUGGUACAAUGCUUGUUUACGGUCUGGCUGUCGUCAGAAAGCACUGAGGUGGCGGAGCGCUCCUUGGAAGGGAUUGAGGCUCUACUCGCUGUUGACAGUCAAACCAGCGUGACUGUUUUAGCAUCGGAAGAUCGUCUACACGAAGCGCAAGGGCAAGGUCUGCUGUGGCGGAGAGUGUUGACCGAUCCGGACGUUUACUCCAUUCUUUUUGAAUGGACUUCCCUCCAGGUAUCCAAACGCGACCUCAAAACCAAGAAAGGGCUGCAGUCAGUCACAAUAUCUCAAGCCAGACUCUUCGAUUUCAUCGCGAGGAUGGCGAAGUACAACUGGGCCGCGAUAUCGACUUCCAGUCUACCCGUCAUUGAGGCCAAAUUCAUAGUGGGAAAUAGCGAUAGUCAGCCUUUUGGUGGAUUGCUGCGCUAUGCGGCAUCACAUAUGGUCGACCAAAACGACAUACUGAUGGAGGUGUUGCGACGAAAUUUCUUCAUGGAACUGCUUGGAACGAUUGAAGCGAGCGAUGCCCAGAGUGUGCCAUCUCGGCUACUGGAAGCCAUUCAACAAGAAGUUGGGGCCAAUUCCGAGAAAGAAGGGGACGAUGCUGGCAUGCGGCUCUAGUUACGUAUUUUCUCCCAUUGGGCGCUGUAUUGUCAAGAGCCACCACACUACUUCCACGUUCAUACGGAUCACGGCAGAUCACCCGAGGUGGUCUUCCGACUUGUGUCCCCUGCAAUGUGCUCCGUCCCCUCCGACAUCAUGUCUGUCUCACGCAGGAUAGUGAUGUUCUAGAGCGAGAGGACUAGCCUUCAAUCAAUGAUAUAUCUGGAGGGGGUCUGCAAUGGCCAAUGACGAUCUUCGAAUGUCUUGCCGUCCACUGUUCUGCGCCGUUUGUCGUGCGGCAACCGACACAAACCCCGUUUUGACA